Messenger RNA from Anopheles coluzzii, 2344 nucleotides. RefSeq lists its product as uncharacterized. NCBI's taxonomy places the organism in Eukaryota, Metazoa, Arthropoda, Insecta, Diptera, Culicidae. The record is from RefSeq and is a predicted model, not a curated record. The transcript is spliced from 5 exons. Bases 1248 to 1856 code for a protein of 202 amino acids. Gene Ontology annotation, molecular function: chitin binding. Gene Ontology annotation, cellular component: extracellular region.
CAAUUAUAAUGUUCUAGCACGGGUGGCCCCCCAAGCGGGGGAAGAGGGCCUUGAAGAUCGUGCGAAUCAGACAGAAACAAAUGAAAAACGGUGUGACUUCUGGUGUUAAUUAUUUCUUAAUCAAGAACCGUGCCGCACGAGCAAAAACCACCUCCGAAGGUGAUGCAUGUAUCACCACCCUCUCUCCUCUCUUUCUCUCUCCUGGUGCUCCCUCCCUUCACAAACCGUUUGAGAUCCGUUUGCUUAAACAUCGAACAAUGCUCGAAAGGCCACAACAACAGCACGGCGCGCUAGGCAAGCAGAAAAAAAAACCAAGCCGUCCAGACAUCAACACACAAUCGGCGGGGCCCCAACAACAACGACAACAAAAAGCGUUCUCUCUUUCUCACGUUUCUCGGUGCUUGACAUUUACCCAGAUCGGUUUGGUGCUAUGCUGCUGCUGCUGUGUGUGUGUGCCCCUGUGCUUCUGACUUACUAUUUCUCGAUCGCCCUCCAAAGCACAACCUCUUCCCCGGCGGCCCCGGCACAUUGAUCACAUUGAGUUUUGCAAUUGAGCGAGGAGGAGGAGGGGGGGGGGGGUAGGCGUCCGCCCGCAAAAACCGAACGCUCCGAAUAUUGGGUCGUGCGCGGUGUGGUCACAAAUUAGAGCGAACCACCCUUGCCACCCUCUCCCGCCCAUGCACCAGGAUCGAUACAAAAAAACAUCAAAGACGUAAUAUUCUGCCCAGCCCAAAACAUAAGGAGGCCCUGCCCAAAAAGGCACCCGCUGCCUCUAGUGUGUGUGUGUGUGUGUGUGAGAGUGUGUGUGGAUGCAGUGCAGGCUCCCUUCUUUUAAUGUGGGUGUGUCGGUGGUGUGCAUUAAUCAUACCGCACCGAUGCUGCUCCGGUUGCUGCUAGCAACACCACCACCAAGUCUCAAGGGUCAAGCGGAGCGCAAAUCGUCAUCGAACAGUCGCGCGGCGUUCGUCGCUUCUCGCGUCAUUGAAGUCUUUCGUAGUGAACGUAUCUAGCGCGCGCACAGAGCGCUUGCGAGAGGGAGAGUGCGAUCGAGCGAGCGAGUGAGCGACGGUUCAACGGCGUUGUGUCCCGCGGACGACGCUACUGCCACGGGUCUGCCUGAGUCAGAGGUCUCCCGCGGCACGGAUUCGUUCUUCGACGUUCGCCCGCGGACGACGGGUGUUGUGUUUGUGCCCGCAGUGUGUUUGCAGCAGGAGAGCAAGAAGAAGCAGCAACAACAAAAAGCCACGAUGUUUCUCCGGCGGGUCGAUUCGGUAGUGUUGCUGAUAUUUGGGUGUCUACUAAUUAUAGAUGGGCACGAGGAAAAAAAUCGCACCAAGCGUGGUCGGAACGUGCGGACAUCGAACGCACCGCAGACGAACGCCGGGUCCGAGCCGAGCCAAGAUCUCGAUUCGAGCAGCAGCAGCAACAGCAAUCAGCAGGAUGUGCCCGUCAUACCGCCCGGCUUUCUGAGCCCUUCCGUGCAGGAGUAUCUCGAGCUGGGCAAAUCCAUUCCAGGCCGGCCAGGAACUGACUACCCAAUACUGGCCAGCAUACCGUACACGAACUUCUACUGCGACGAGCAAGAAUAUCCGGGCUUCUUCGCCGAUAUGGACACGAGAUGCCAAGGAUGGCAUUAUUGCGACAUCGAUGGACGGCAGGCGACGUUUCUCUGCCCCAACGGCACGCAGUUUUCGCAAGCGGUGUUCGUGUGCGACUGGUGGUUUAACGUGCGCUGUGAUCUUUCGCCCCGGCUGUACUCGAUCAAUGCCCGGCUGUACCAGCGGCCCAAGUUCAAUCCGACGCAACCGCACCGAGUCAUCACCCGCCAGCUGGUGGACGAGAUUUUUAAUGUGUAGAAAGAAGAGGUAGCGGUAGAGCGGGGACGAGGGAGAGCGGACUCGUUCCUCUUUCCGACGUGUUAAAAUAUCAUCACUAUUUAUUUUUUAGUUGGCCCGUAGUGUUGUAAGAGACGAGCGCGUGCGCGCGCUCUAAUGUGACUCCGUUGCGAAGUUGUUUCGUUUGAAGUGGUUUGAUUUACCAGCUCAUCAAUUCCCACUAGCCAGCUAGACUACACACACACACGCAGACAAUUAUACACAUACACACACAUACACAUACAAGAUUCUAUACUUUUGUUACCAAAUCGGAUAAACCACGCAAUCCUUGCCGACAAUGAUGAUCUUUUGUAAAUGUUUUGCCUUAAUUGACUCCAUACCUUCCUACGUACCGAGAAGAUGCUACCUUGCUAGAAGAAGCUAAGGCAUUAUCCGUAACACGGUUGUAUUAUUGUGUAAAGUAAAUGUGUAAAGUGUAAUAAAGUAUGUAAAUAUAAAUUUACCACCAA